GAUAAACUAUAGUGCAAAUCAAAAAAGAAAAAAAGAGAACUAAGAAGGGGACUAAAAACAGGAGGACAGUUACGUCUUAACUACCAAGUCUUCCCUCAAUAAUUAGCCGGCUUUCGCUCUAUAGAAGACAAUGACCGAUUAGCUGAUUGAGUGGUUUUCAUAGUAACCACGACGCGUUUGCAGUAUGUCGCUUUGACACUCUUUCCAGAGGCCCUCUUCAGCUUUCAGCACUCGUCCAGUAUAAGAUUCAGUGUCAUGCAUCGUAUUGCCUGGCAUGGCAAUGGAGCUUCUAGUUACCUUUCUGUUGUUCACCACCGUCGCCUUUCCACUUUCCUGGUUAGCUUCUACUUCCCAAGCAGCAAGUGUGAGCACCGACCAGCUCGAGCUCCUGUCCUUCAAGAAGUUCGUAUCAGAUGAUCCCAAUGGAGUACUGAAAUCAUGGGGGAGAGCAGCAUCAAAUGUCAGUUACUGCCAAUGGCACGGUGUGAAGUGUGGUUCACGAGGGCGGCGGCGUGGGCGCGUCACAGCACUUGAGCUCCCCGGGCUCAAUAUCUCCGGCAUCAUCUCUCCUGCAUUAGCAAAUCUCACCUUCUUGAGGAGCCUCGACCUUUCCCAGAAUCACCUGCAUGGAUCUCUGCCCCAUGAGUUCAGCCUUCUUCAGAAUCUCAACCAUUUUGAUCUGAGCUUCAACACUCUGGAUGGCGAGAUCCCGCCCUCCCUUUCCCGUUGCUCCAAUCUUCGCAACAUCAGCCUUGGCUUCAACAACCUUCAAGGGGGAAUUCCUGAGGAGCUCGGUAAUCUUGUGGAUCUACAAUCACUCAGCCUACUGUAUAAUAAUCUAACAGGCAGCAUACCUGCUGAUUCUUUUCAAAAACUUCAGAAACUAGAGUACCUGUCGUUGGCAAACAACAAGCUUUCAGGGGUAAUUCCAGAUUCCUUUGGAAAUCUCAGUUCACUAACUUACCUUCAUCUGAAUAACAACAGCUUUACUGGUACAAUCCCACCAUCACUAAGUGCGCUCUCCUCUCUAACAAAGCUUGGCCUGAUGGGGAACUAUCUUACCGGAAACAUACCUCCAUCACUAGGAAACCUUUCUAAUCUCUUAUGGCUUGAUAUUGGAUUCAACAACCUCACAGGCACAAUACCUAGAUCGUUAGGGAAUCUGUACUCUCUUAAUUUGCUUGCAGUCGGUGCAAACAAACUUACAGGCCCUAUACCUCCUCAGCUUGGGAAUCUUCGAAACCUCACUUAUCUGUCUUUAGAGUUUAAUAACCUCACAGGCCACAUUCCUGAUUCCCUAUUCAACCUCUCUUCACUCCAACUAUUCUCACUUCAGUCAAAUAACCUACAAGGAUCAUUGCCAAAGGAAAUGGGUAAUAGCUUUCCCCAACUGAAACAUCUACACCUAGGUAUCAAUGAAUUUCAUGGGUCCAUCCCAUCAUCUUUAUGUAACUCAACAAACCUCAGGGACCUAUUACUAGAAUAUAACCAGUUUUCAGGAACGAUUCCCCCUUGUUUAGGACAGUUAUAUGGUUUGUUUAGGUUGGGGCUAGGUGUCAACCAGCUUGAGGCAAGAAACCCUACUGACUGGAACUUUCUCACUUCUCUAGCAAAUUGUAGCAUUUUGAGCUAUCUGGGCUUAUCAGCAAAUAACUUGGAAGGAAUGAUGCCAAGCUCCAUAGCUAAUCUUUCUACAACUUUGCAAGUUCUCUAUAUAGACUACAACAUAAUAGAGGGAACCAUACCUGAAGAAAUUGGAAACCUUGUUAGCCUAACACAGAUUGCAAUGGGUGGAAAUCUCCUACACGGCACACUUCCAGUUUCUGUUGGCAGACUAAACAUGUUGCAAGACAUAGAAUUUGAACAGAACAAACUAGAAGGGGCGAUCCCAGCAUCAUUUGGAAACCUCACACAGUUGACCCAACUUCGUUUGGCUGAGAAUUUACUCACCGGAAACAUACCGCCCAGUCUCGCCAACUGCCCACUUAACUGGCUGGAUCUACAGAGGAACAAGUUAACAGGUCCUGUACCAAUAGAAAUUCUACGAAUGCCAACCCUUUCUAACUUUUUGGACAUGCAAGACAACAUGCUGUCAGGUGCAUUGCCUUCAGAAGUGGGUAAUUUGAUAAAUCUCGAACAGCUUGACAUAUCCAACAACAGAAUUUCCGGUGAGAUUCCAAAAUCACUCGGUGAGUGUUUGCUCUUGGCAUACCUCAACUUGAGUAAGAAUUUGUUUGAGGGAUCCAUUCCACCCUCACUAAGUAAUCUACGAGGCCUUCAGAUGAUUGACCUUUCAUACAACAAUUUGUCGGGGAAUAUUCCUGAGUUCCUUGGAAACAUCUCCGGAGUUUACCUAAAUCUGUCCUUCAAUGAUCUUGAAGGUGCAGUCCCAAAACAUGGUAUCUUUCAGAAUCUCAGUGCAUUCUCCAUCACAGGAAAUAGUAGAUUAUGUGGAGGAAUUUCAGAACUGAGACUGCCUCCAUGCCCAAACAAGGUCUCCCAGAAACAUCACUCUCAAAAACUGAAGCUCAUAAUAGCACUCAUUGCAGCAAUCUUAUAUUGCAUCAUUUUGUUGUCCUUGCUGGCUUUAAGGUUUUCCAGGUGCAGAUCAACAAGGCAGUCCCAAUUUUCAGUAGCCUUGAUGGACAAAUAUCCAAGGAUUUCUUAUAGUGAAUUGGCAAGAGGAACAGAGGGGUUUUCUCAUACAAAUCUUGUUGGAGUAGGGAGCUUUGGAUCAGUAUACAAGGGAGUCAUACACUAUGAUGGUAAAGCUACAUCUGUUGCAAUAAAGGUAAUUAACCUUCAGCAGCACGGAGCAUCACAGAGUUUUAUAGCAGAAUGCCAGGCUCUGGGACAUGUUCGACACCGAAAUCUGGUGAAGAUCUUAACUGUUUGCUCAGGUCUUGAUUCUGCAGGCAAUGAUUUCAAAGCUUUAAUAUACGAGUUCAUACCCAAUGGAAAUCUUGAUGGAUGGCUGCAUAACCCUAGUAGAAGAGAUGGUAUCAAAACUACGUUAGAUAUCAACCAGAGAUUAGGGAUUGCUAUAGAUGUGGCCUCAGCCCUGGACUACCUCCACAAUCAUAAACCAACACCCAUAGUCCAUUGUGAUCUAAAGCCAAGUAACGUUUUACUAGAUUAUGAUCUGGUUGCUCAUGUAGCUGACUUUGGUCUGGCAAAGUUUCUACGUGAUGAUGCCAAUUCAUCACAAAAUUCAACUAGCAUGGGAGCCCUGAAAGGUACCAUUGGAUACAUUGCUCCAGAGUAUGGAAUUGGCAAUGAAGUUUCCAUUCAAGGGGAUAUCUUUAGCUAUGGGAUACUUCUACUGGAACUAUUCACUGCAAAAAGACCAACUGAUGAUGCAUUUAUGGAAGGUUAUAGCCUUCAUCAGUACGUUGCGAUGGCAUUGGGACACAAAACAACUGAAAUAAUUGAUCAAAGUUUGUUCCUAACCGAGCAUAGUGGAGCAUUCAAAUCAGACAUCACAAACAAGGAAGAGACAUAUAUUGCUUGUAUCACUUCAGUCCUCACAAUUGGCAUCCAAUGUUCAAAGGCGGAAACAACAGAGCGGAUGCAGAUAGCUCAUGUGUUAAGGGAACUGCACAGGAUAAGAGAAAACGUGAACCAGCAACACCUCCCACACUCCCCAGCAAUGCUGGGUGCAGAGUCUUUCCUGUUUGUUCUCCCUCUCCUUUCACUUGUUGCUAGCACGGACUCGGCCGUGAUAUCCAGUGCUGGAAUUGCCGCAAAUAAUGCUAGUGACCACCUUGCUCUCCAAUCGUUCAAGUCACUCAUAAGGAUUGAUCCAUUCCACGCUCUUGAGUCAUGGGGCAACCGCUCCAUCCCUUUGUGCCAAUGGCGCGGCGUGAUGUGCGGCAGACGAGGGCGCCGCCAUGGCCGCGUCACGGCUUUGGAUCUCGAGAACCUCAGCCUCGUGGGCGCUAUCUCCUCUUCAGUAGCCAACCUGACGUUCUUGAGGAAGCUGCACCUCCCUGGUAACCACCUGCAAGGGCUCAUACCCCAGGAGCUCGCCGCCUUGUCAUACCUACAGUCAAUUGUGCUCUUCCAAAACAAGCUUGAGGGGGAGAUACCACAUGAGCUCGGGUCCCUGCAGAAUCUCAAGGUACUCAAUGUUAGCUACAACAAGCUUACAGGAACCAUCCCUUGGGAGUUCAGCAACCUUUUGAACCUGGAGAUUCUCUACAUCGCACACAACAAUCUAACAGGAGAGAUACCAACUUGGAUAGGUAACCUUGUCAAAUUAAGAAAAUUCUCUUUAAGUGCGAAUCAGCUGACUGGUUCCAUCCCAAGUUCACUAGGAAACCUCUCAGCAUUGACUGAUCUUACACUGCAUACAAAUAAUCUGACAGGGAGCAUUCCACCGUUACAGAAUCUUUCAUCUCUCACAGCACUUGAAUUAGGAUAUAAUGACCUUACAGGAUACAUCCCUUCUCAGAUAGGAAAUCUCACAUCACUAGUGUGGCUGGAUCUUCAGUCAAACCGUCUGACUGGAGGCAUUCCAGAAUCACUUGGGAAUCUUAACUUGCUUGAAGCACUUGUCUUGGCUUUCAACAAUCUUACAGGUUCCAUACCCAGCUCCAUUGGAAACCUGCUUUCUGUCUCAAAGCUCGACGUAGACAAUAACGCAUUAGAAGGUCCGUUGCCUCCUUUGCUAUUCAAUCUUUCCUAUCUGGAAAUUUUCAGUGCAAAAGAAAACUAUUACCUCAAUGGAUCUUUUCCGCUUGACAUUGGCUACAACCUUCCAAACCUACAGAUAUUUCUCAUAGAUUUUAACCAAUUUCAUGGUCCCAUUCCACCCCUCUUCUGCAAUUCCUCUAUGCUUCAAAUGUUUGAAGCUGCAAGUAACUUGUUAACGGGAACAAUUCCUAAUUGCCUAGGAACUCACUUGUUUUCAUUGGCCUUGGAAAAAAAUCAGAUCCAAGCAACGCGAGAUGCUGACUGGGGUUUCAUGGCUAGCCUGGCCAAUUGUAGUGAUCUGCAGUUUUUGGAUUUGGGUUAUAACAGGUUUGCAGGUGAGAUACCAUGUUCAGUGGGCAAUCUCUCCACAGAUCUGGAGCAUUUUAGCAUGCUAUCCAACAACUUAACUGGAAGGAUUCCUGAAGAAAUAACAAACUUGGUCAAUCUGAACUGGCUUUCUCUAUCAGAAAAUUAUCUAGAGGGUGUUAUUCCGAACUCAGUGGGAAAACUAAAGGGACUAGGUCUAUUAGACCUAGGGGAGAAUUACCUAUCAGGAUCAAUCCCUCCAACCAUCGGCAAUCUUACAAAAUUAAGCAUACUUUCUCUUGGUGUCAAUAUGCUUAAUGGAAGCAUACCUUCUAGCCUUAUCGGAUGUCCUUUACAAAAAUUAGAAAUUUCAUACAACAGCCUCGUCGGCCCAAUACCUAGAGAACUUUUCUCUAUAAAAACACUGUCUGAUUACAUGCGCAUUCAAAAUAAUCUAUUAACUGGGACUUUGCCAAUAGAACUAGGUAAUCUCAAUAAUCUUGGGGAAUUAGAUUUCUCAGGUAAUCAAUUAUCUGGAGAGAUUCCAGUCUCCCUUGGAGCGUGCCAGUCAUUGCAGUAUCUCAAUGCAUCACAGAACCACCUUCAAGGAACAAUUCCACUAUCAGUAGAGCAGAUGAAAGGCCUUUCGGUGAUAGAUCUUUCCCACAACAAUUUGUCUGGGGACAUCCCUGAGUUCCUUGCUAACAUGAGAGGUCUUUCUACUCUCAAUGUUUCAUUCAAUAACUUUAAAGGUCAAGUUCCAGAAGAUGGAAUUUUCAAAAAUGCAUCUUCUAUCAUAAUCCUAGGAAACUAUGGCGUAUGUGGCGGUAUACCUCAGUUGAAGUUGGCACCUUGCUCCAGCCACAAUUCCAAGAAGCCACCUUUGAGGCUUAUAAUAGCAAUGUCCAUAGGCAGUGCAUGUCUACUUGGUAUGUUUGCACUGUUUGUAUUCUUCAUUUGGAAAAAGAAGACAAAGCAGAACCUCCAAGAACCAUCAACAAUCAGUGAGCGACAUAUAAGGGUUUCAUAUGCUGAAUUGGCCCGUGCAACAGAUAGUUUCUCAUCAGGAAACCUCAUUGGAGUAGGAAGCUUUGGCUCAGUGUUCAAGGGGAAAAUUAUGAUUAAUAAUUUACUAGUGACGGUUGCUGUAAAGGUGCUCAAUCUUCUACAACACGGGGCACCUCAAAGUUUUGCUGCAGAAUGUGAGACUUUGAGAUGUGCCAGGCAUCGUAAUCUUGUGAAGAUCCUAACAGUCUGCUCAAGUGUGGACUUUAGAGGCCUCGAUUUCAAAGCCCUCGUAUUUGAGUUCUUGCCAAAUGGAAAUCUAGAGCAUUGGCUGCACCAGCCAAUUGAGAUAGACGGUGAACACAAGUUGCUUGACCUCGUCCAAAGACUAGAUAUUUCUAUUGAUGUGGCUUCUGCGCUUGAAUAUCUACACCAGCACAAGCCAUCGCCAGUUAUCCACUGCGAUCUUAAGCCUAGCAACAUUCUCCUAGAUGAUGACAUGGUUGCUUGUGUUGGCGAUUUUGGGCUGGCAAGGUUCUACCAUGAAGACUACAAUGUCAGUUCUGAGAAAUCAAGUGCAUGGGCUAGAAUGAGAGGAACAACUGGAUAUGCUGCUCCAGAGUAUGGAUUGGGCAAUGAGGUUUCAGCCCAUGGUGAUGUCUAUAGCUAUGGCAUACUAUUGCUGGAGAUGUUUACAAGAAAAAGACCAACAGACAGUGAAUUUGGUGAUGAUUUCAGCAUUCAUAAAUAUGUUAAAAUGUCAGUGCCAGACCAAGUGGCUAACAUUGUUGACCAAUGCUUGCUAAAAGGGCCAGAUGACAUCGAAAAUAUAACCUCAGACUACAACAGAACUAGAGAUGCGAAGAUUGCUUGCAUAACAUCUAUUCUGCGUGUUGGAAUUUCAUGUUCAAGGGAGACACCAACAGAGCGUGCACAAAUUGGAGAUGCUCUGAAAGAGUUGCAGAAAAUAAGAGAGAGGUUUCGCAGGGAUUCACUCCAAGCCUCAAGUCACUGAAGUUGAAGUAUUCCAUGGUCUUUGAUGUGCAUGACAUCUUGCCAUGUUACAAUAAACCAUGUUGAAGAGGGAUUGCGACAAUGGAAGCUCUCCUACUUUCCUUCUAAUAUUUCGUUAAAAAGAAAAGAAAAAAAAGCCAGGAUUCCUCUUGUUUUAAACAAAGGAGAGUUGCUCUUCUGACCAAGUAUAUUGCCAUAUUGGUCAGGAUAUUGCUUUAUGCCUUUA
This is a messenger RNA of Panicum hallii, 7246 nucleotides long. RefSeq lists its product as uncharacterized. Gene Ontology annotation, biological process: protein phosphorylation. The coding region runs from base 275 to 7021 and encodes 2248 amino acids. Gene Ontology annotation, cellular component: plasma membrane. NCBI's taxonomy places the organism in Eukaryota, Viridiplantae, Streptophyta, Magnoliopsida, Poales, Poaceae. The transcript has 5 exons. The record is from RefSeq and is a predicted model, not a curated record. Gene Ontology annotation, molecular function: protein kinase activity; protein binding; ATP binding.